GAAACGCCGCCGACUUGGUAACCUUUACUCAGCGUAUAAAAUGCUGCAAAACCAUACUGCAGUAGGGUGGGAUCCUACUACUAAAACUUUUACAUGCUCGGAAGAACUGCAGGCAUCUCUUUGUAAGAGACAUCAGGAAGCGAAAAUAUUGUUCACACACGGUUGGAAGCAUAAUGAGACGUACUUGGCGGCCGUUUUCCCUUCAAGAGUUAUGGCGACUGGUUCAGGGGCAUAUCACCCUGCCGCCCAAGUAGAACCAACAGAUGAUAUUGCUGCUGGGGAUGAACAAUCACAACCUCACCAGAAUGCACCUUACCAAGACAGUGAUGACGAUGAGAUGCGUGCUGAACUCCGCACCCGCGUGGAAAGUUUUGGCAGGCGGAUGACAUCCAAUAUCGCCUCAUCAUCACGAGGGAUAAGAAAGAAACAGACAAGGGCACAUAAAUCCAAUGAGGCAUCACAGGAGGAAUUGCUUGGUUAUAUUAGGGACAUGCGUGAUGACUUACGAGAGGACAUUCGUUCAGAGAAAGACAGCCUACCGGCCAACAACACCGUCAAUGGACCAAGUGAAAUGGAUCCCAUUAUGGCGUCGCUCACGGAAAUGGGAAUUGACCCCCGUACGUAUGCCCAUGCAUUUGAAAAAAUAAUGGCAUUUCCCACGUGGCGGGUAGCUUGGCAUAAACUUGAUGAUUCCGUUAGGAGGGUGUUUUUGCACGAUUUUGUUGAUCUGCCAAACACCCCCUUGCCAUAUCAAGUGCUUAAUCCAUAUAGCCAGCCGCCUCAUAACUUCCCUCCCGGGUCAAAUCCAUACAUCCAGCACCCACAGUCCUUCCACCAGCCAGCAAACCCCUAUACUCAGCCCCCUAACCCAUUCCAACAGCCUCUACCCGCCUUCAAUCCCCCUAGCCCUUAAAUGUCUAGUAUCUUGAUUUAAUUAGAGAGUUAAGUUAUAUACAAUGGUCGAUUUUCCUCUGCUAUUAGACCACGGAUUAGUGAGGUAAUAUGUG
This is a messenger RNA of Morus notabilis, 1007 nucleotides long. RefSeq lists its product as uncharacterized. The record is from RefSeq and is a predicted model, not a curated record. Bases 41 to 913 code for a protein of 290 amino acids. Lineage: Eukaryota; Viridiplantae; Streptophyta; Magnoliopsida; Rosales; Moraceae. The transcript has 2 exons.